Ceraceosorus guamensis is the source of this 2576-nucleotide messenger RNA. RefSeq lists its product as hypothetical. The record is from RefSeq and is a predicted model, not a curated record. The transcript has 3 exons. NCBI's taxonomy places the organism in Eukaryota, Fungi, Basidiomycota, Exobasidiomycetes, Ceraceosorales, Ceraceosoraceae. Bases 203 to 2182 code for a protein of 659 amino acids.
AUCGUCACCAGUCGCCAAUCACCAGUCGCCAGUCGCCAUUCGCCAAUCACUAUCCGCCAAAGGACCUUAAGGAUCAUCAGCCCCGCAAGCGCAGGGGCUAGUCACUCGCACUCAUGGCUCACGAAGCAUCAUCAGGAGCGCUCGCCCGCGGCGUCACGAUCCAUCAUUCAACACGGCGAAUCGAGCAGCAGGCUUCUCCACGAUGAUGACACCAUGCGCAUACAGGCCGUUGCUGCUUCGCUCUCGUCCCCAGCUUCCAAGAAAGAGCGCUCCGGGACGCGCACCUAGUGGCUCAUCAUUCGCAAGGGCUGCCAUUGCCUGCUCUGUGGCACGCACGGAUGCCUACCCGUCCCAGUCCUUCUCCUCGGCAGCAACAGCAGCGAGUCGCGCUAGGCGGACGAGGGGCAAGAUCGAGGACAGACAGCGGGGCGACGAGGGCGGGCAAGGAGGAUCGCAUGCCGUGCACAUGAGACGUGCUGGAGCAAGCGAGUUGGAGAGCAAGGAAGAGCUGGGUGCACGGGACGUGGAUGCGGUGGAUGCGGAGCGCACAAUCAUUUCGUCGCGCUUCAAACAAUUGAAACGGUGGUGGAGCAAGGCGUACCUGAUGCAGGGCGAGCAUGAGUGCAGAAAGAUCAAGGGAAGCAGGUUUGAUGGCAAAUCGGAUCACUCCCUCUACCUGACCCACGACUCAAAGUUCAGGCGUGUCAGCAUCCUCGCCAUCGACAUCGAGACUCGUACUGGCGUACCCGAACAUCCGCAGCCGAGCGCAGGUCGAGAGACGGGUACCUCGAUCAGGGAGCUUCUGAGAAAAGGGUUGGAGAUCGACCCAUUGGCGAGCGCGUUGCCCAGCACCCAAAAGGAUAGCUCUGAUGUGGUGCAAAUUGGCUGGACCGUCAUGUCAGCUAGCGACGCCCCACAGUCUGACAUCGACAAUAUGACAGCAAGGCAGAAGAUUUACCUCACGUUCGAGAAGCAAGAGUACCGCUCGUGGCAUUAUGUCGUGAGCAAUCACUGGUCCUUUGCGGCUGGCAAACCGCCAGACACGGGCAUCUUUGCCUUUGGUCACGCUGCAGACACGGCUCCAGACUCGACCUUGACCGAAGAAUUCAGCCAGACGCGCGCCUCUGAGUGGCACGAUGACGCGUUUGAGGGAGUGGGGCGCGUUCAUCGCUCCUCGAGGCUCGCUUCGGAGUACCAAGUCUUGGGCGCUCUUUACGACAUCAUCCAGUAUCUCAGCAUACGCAGCAAUCUCUUGAUUGCCGUCCACAACGCCAAGCAAGCUUUGCCACUUCUCCGUCAGAUUGGACUGGACGUGGAUCACUGGGACUCGCCAUACGAUGAGGAUCUCUUGGUCUCAUCCGUACCAUUGCUCGUCGACGUCCAAGGAUUCGGACUGGGCAUGCUGCGGGAGUCUUGUCUAAAACAAGCAAGUUCCAAAGAGCGAUACAACUCUGCUGUGAUCAAUGCCCAGCCUAGGGAGUUGCCAUUGGAAAUUCUGACGAGCGUUUUGCGAAAGCCUCGUCGACACGCAGAGUGGCACAACUCAGGCAAUCGGGCACGGCGCAUCGCCGAUUGCGUCGUCAGCUUCUUGUCUAGUCACAUCUUUCCCGUGCGAGCUGAGUUGGCAGCUCCACUGUGGGACCAGGCGACCCUCGAUUUUGCAAAAGCUGGUGGAGACCUUACACUCAUGGGCUUGGAGGUGGACGAGACUGGUGUGCUGCGCGCGAUUCGGAGCCCGUCAGGAGCAGAAAGGGACGUCUGCGAGGAGCCCAAUCUCUCGUCGACCAGCGACGUCGUUCGCUCCAGCCAAGAGAUCGUCGCAGACGAAAUCCCGCUUGUAGAUCAGCUCGAUUCGCUGACGUCGCAGGAAGAGCACGACAGCGGUAGCCAGUCACUUUCGGUACUCUCGCCCAUCGACUAUAUCCUUGCGCGUCCCGAACCAGCAUCCUCUCAUACCCCUGCGUCGCACACUAAGGACGAGGCAGAGCAGUCUCUUGCACUCGUGCGGAAGCGGCAUGAUGCCCAUUUUCACCUGCGGUUUGUCCACUUGCAGGGCGCCAUUCACACUUGGCCAUCCGUUGUAGCCAGCUUCAAGUUCAAGCAGAGCAUUCGAGAUGAAGAAGCACUCAUCAAGCAGACGUAUGCGAAGCGCCUCUCAACCAAUACCACGACUGUCACGUGACACGCGCCCAUAUCCGAAGGUGCAUCCAUCACCUGAAUCUCAUGCUUUCUGACCGCCAUCAUCUCGUGUGAUGACGACCUGAUGAUGGGGGGUUUCGGGGAAGCGUGUUCGCUUGCGGUCAACCACGGCCAUCUCGAAACGGUCGCACAUCGCCUGCGCUCGCCACACAAGACUGGUGCCCUUGCAACUUGUGCGCGGCGAAGCGCCCAAAACGAGCAAUGGCGCGUCAAUUGGAAAGGGACCGAACCAUGGUACAAACGUUGCGCUGAUUGUCCUACCCUAUGGUUAGUGCGUGCGAGCUGCACCAACAACCGCAAGGGCGUUAUCUGUGAGAAAUAGGCCCUUUUGCGCCUGUUCAAGGCAGCUUGCGAGAUGGAGAAUUUUAUGCUAUGGC